Amaranthus tricolor (Joseph's coat) is the source of this 1005-nucleotide messenger RNA. RefSeq lists its product as uncharacterized. The record is from RefSeq and is a predicted model, not a curated record. The coding region runs from base 1 to 1005 and encodes 334 amino acids. Gene Ontology annotation, biological process: DNA integration. The transcript is spliced from 4 exons. Gene Ontology annotation, molecular function: nucleic acid binding. NCBI's taxonomy places the organism in Eukaryota, Viridiplantae, Streptophyta, Magnoliopsida, Caryophyllales, Amaranthaceae.
AUGGCUCUAGGUGGGGUUGAGGAAUUGAAUCGAGAUUUUGCUAAGUUGAGUCUAGAGGUCAUUCGGGAAGGUGAGCUGCAACAGUGCUUUGGUGCUUUGGCUAUACAACCUUCAUUCUUCGAAGAAAUUUUGAGGUCGCAGGAUAAGGACCCGAAACAUAUAAAGUUAAAAGAGAAAGCUCGUGAGGGAAAAGCAGAGGGAUUCUUUGUUCAUGAGGAUGGGGGUUUAAGGUUUAAGAGCCGAUGGUGUUUGCCGAUGGGUGAAACGACUUUGAAAGAGCGUAUCUUAGAUGAGGUUCAUAAUUCGAUGUUUUCUGUUCACCCAGGAGGUGAUAAGAUAUAUCAAGAUCUUAAACUGAUGUUUUGGUGGUCGGGGAUGAAGAAGGAUAUUGUGGAAUACCGAUGUGAAAGUGGGAUGACAUAUCGAUGGACUUUAUCGUGGGGUUCCUCGAACAAAAUCAGCUAUACCCGUUAUCUGUCGCAUUUUUGGAAGACUUUACAACAGGCUAUGGGCACUACACUGUUGUUUAGUAUGUCGUUUCACCCGCAGACUGAUGGGCAGACGGAAAGGACAAAUCAAAUUUUAGAGGACAUGUUGCGAGCUAUUGCCAUGGAAUGGCAAGGGUCGUGGGAUGAUCAUUUGGAUCUUAUCGAGUUUUCUUACAACUAUAGUUACCAUACGACAAUUCAGAUGGCUCCAUUUGAGGCUUUGUAUGGGCAUCGUUACCGAAAUCCGGUGUAUUGGGACGAUUUCGCUCAGGCGCGUCGUUCAGAAGAGUUUAACGUUGGGGACCGGGUUUUGCUACGAUUAUUGCCGAUGCGUGGCGUUGUUCAUUUUGGUGCUCGUGGGAAGUUGAGCCCUAGGUUUAUUGGUCCUUAUGAGAUUUUGGAACGAGUGGGUAAGAUGCCCUAUCGGUUAGCUCUUCCCGAUUCCUUGGAAAAAGUUCAUGAUGUGUUUCAUGUGUCUCAGUUAAAAAGAUAUUUUGCAGCGACCUCUCAUGUUUAG